UCCGUACUGGACAUCGAGUUGAGUUGAAUGUUGACUAGACUACUCUCACCACCUCAACCUACAGAACCUCAAGCUGAGAUUGUUGUCAUCAGAGAGAAGAACUGCAGCUCAUAUUGGACAACUAUAUGACAUUAGGAAAAUAAAUAAACUUCUCAGUGACGCUUUGAGCAUUGCCAGGGAUGGACAAACAAAAAGGGUUGCUGGCAAAGUUGGGAGACAUGAAGUGAAGCAUCAUUGUAAAUCAUUUAUUCCUAAAAGAAGACAAGCACAUAGAAGAGGUGAAGAGAGUGAGCGAUGCUGAACCGGCUGAUUACAGCCUUGCAUUCAUUCCUGGUGGUGCUGGACAGUGAGAACCUCAGCUAUAUCGCUCAAGCCCAGAAGAUGUCCAUCUCAGAACUGCUGUCAAAGCUGAAAGACACCCCUGUUGAGGAUGCUGAGUAUAUGUUCAUGAGCUGUCCAUCAGGGACCCCAAGCAUCGAUCUCAGGGAAACCCAGCUGUCAGGCACAGAUGGCCUUUUCCAGUCAGGACCAGACCCGGACUCAGCCAAGGAACCCUCGUCCUCUGCAUCCCCCGAAUGGCUACGGAAAGGGAGCCAGGGGCCGGCUGUACCCCUUCAUCCGCCAGAAGGUUUAGAUGAGGACUGCUACGAGGAGGCUGAGCCCUUUGUUUCAGUCAAUCACCCCACAGACAAAGGUGACUCAGACAGCAGUCACUACGAGUCAUACGGGGAGGAAGAUGAGGAGUUUGUGAAAGACCGGGCCCCCUACAUCCAAAGGAGUGCCUCCCAGCCCUGUCUGCGGCCCACUCCCGAGUCACGCAUCUGUGGCUACCUGUGGAGGAAGAAAUGGCUGGGCCAAUGGACCAAACAGCUCUUUCUCGUCCACAACAAUAUGCUCUUGUGCUACAAAUGUGCCAAGGACCUCUACCCUCUGCUGGAGUUGAACCUGCAGGGCUGCCAAGUGGUGUACAAGUACAAGCAUAACAAGAAGAUGCAGCACGAGCUUAAGGUGGUGGCUGGCUCUGACAUGGUGGUGAUUGGUUUCCAGAGCUGCCAGCAGGCGGAGGAAUGGAGGAAGAUCAUUGAGGAGGUGAGUGGAACCUCCUACUAUGAGCCAGAGUCCCAGAGUUCCUCAUCGUUACUCAAGUGUGACAGACUAGACUCUUGCAGGUCAAACACAGUCAUACACACUUCCGACUCUGAUGAAGAGAAACUGUCCAAGCUGCCCUCUGCUCUCAGCAGUGGGGAAAUGAAGGAUAAAGGGUUUCUAAAUGUGCUGAUGAACUGCCAGUGGCAGAGCCUGUGGUGUCAGGUUGAGGGCGGAGUCCUGAAGAUGUACCGAGACAGGGGCUGUGAAAAGAGCCCUCAGUAUAUGGUGCCAUUGAGAGGCUGCCAGGUUCGACCAGACCCCGACAUGCCUCAGGCCUACCGCAUCACUGUGGUCCAACACGGAGACCAGGUGGCAGUACUGGAGGCCGGCUGUGCAGAUGAGAAAGAACAGUGGGUGCAGCUCCUGCAGGAUGGGAGUGUAAGUCACGGUCAGGCUGACUCUCUGUACCACCAUGACAUCAUCUCAAAGCCUGCUGGAACACUGAGUGGUUUAAAGGAACUAAGGUUCCCAACCUCAAACAUGUACAUCGACGACCCCUUUCACCAGCUCUGUGGAAGUGGCAAAUCGCAACCCAUCUACUCCAACACAGCCAUACUGGAGCACAUGUUCCAGAAUUCCCAAAAUGUUGCCAGGGGAGAGUUGGUGUCAUCCAAGGAUUCAGUCGACUACAGCAACACUGAAAUCUUUAACAACCACAGUAGAAAAUUGUGUGAGGUGGAGCUGGGGGUUCAGGAACUGGACUUGACCGGGAAGAGGUGGUUGCAUCUAAGAGCUGGAUCAAAGAUUAACCUCAUCACUGCACAGAAGACAACCAAACGCACCUCUUUCAGGCAGUCUCUGGCCUUCUGUACAGAAUGGGCACAGGGUGGGUUAUUCAAUCCGCUACUGCGACGAACAACCUCCGCUAAAAACUCACUGAAAAGAGCCCCUUCCACCCUAUUUAUUGAGCAUGGCAAGGUGUUUCAGAGAAAUAAGGAGUGGGAGACAAAGGCCUUUAAUUGAUACUGGUCAUUCUGGUGACAAUUACCUUGUACAGUACACAUUCCCUGACUUAUAUGAAGAGUUUAAUUUGCAAAUGUUGUACUGUAUAUCCAUUUUCAGAAAUGUUGGUAAAUUAGCUUUUAUUGUUAUGAAAUUAUGAAAGCGACUGGUUUGUUUUUUCACUAUCUAAUCAUGGCAUUGGGUGACAGAAAUGGAUUUGUUUCAAAUCUAUCACUUCAUGGUUUCAUUUCAGAGAGACAAAUAAUCAUAUUAUUUUGCUAAAUGUUAUAUAUCCACCUUACUCUCAGAGAAAUAAGUAGCAUUGCUAGGUGACAGUAGUAUUGCUUUGUGACGGGAUCCCAAUCCAAGAUGGCAGCAUGUCAAGUCAUUUGUCUGUGACUAAUAGUUUUUAACCUACUAAUAACCUAUUCAUUUAUGGUGGAGCAAAUCUACACUUUCCUUGUUGUGUAGUGCAAAUUAUUAGUUUUGCUGGUGUAAAGAUCACAGGUCUCCCUCAACUCGGAUAAUUUUUUAUUGCUAUUGGCACUUCCCUACUCAAAGUUUACCAAAGUAAACCUCUCUCUGCCUGGCCUGGGUUCUAUCCUCUGCUUUCCCACAGCGAAGUGUCUCGUCCAAGCUGCUUCUAUUUGCUCUCCACCUGGCUGUCAGUGGCAGCUCAACAAUCCCCAACCCGUUCUCUCAAUCGACCCCCACACCCAAUUGGCUGUUAUAGACCCCCCUCUGCUCUCUGUGAUGCAUUUUCCUCUCUGAUGAACCUUAUGUCUAAACUUAUUUACAGUUAAAUGAUCUUGAUUGGUGAUCUCAACUGGUGUUGGUUAAAGCCGGUGUCUGAUGUUUUUAAAAUGUAUUGUAAUUCUAUGAAUCUUACCCAGUUGAUUAACUCACCCACCCGUCGAAAUCUCAAAUGUCCACAGAAAUCUACCCUGAUUGAUUUGAUAUUGACAAAUGUUCCACAUAAAUAUUCUGUGGUUGGUGUUUUCUGUAAUGAUUUAAGUUACCAUUGUCCUGUUGUUGCUGUUAGAAAUACUAAGGUUCAUAAGACAAACCCAUGCUUUAUUUGUAAGAUCAAUUUUAAGAGUUUUAAUGAGCAGGAUUUCUUUCAUGAUUUGUUUGAUUUUGACUGGAGCUUAUUCCUGAUGUGAAAACUGCCUGAAUAUUCUUUCAUUGUGUUUUUUUCCAAAUAGUAAACAAGUGUGCCCCAUUC
Messenger RNA from Oncorhynchus tshawytscha (Chinook salmon), 3316 nucleotides. Its product is annotated as actin filament-associated protein 1-like 2. The record is from RefSeq and is a predicted model, not a curated record. The transcript is spliced from 17 exons. Bases 295 to 2112 code for a protein of 605 amino acids. Lineage: Eukaryota; Metazoa; Chordata; Actinopteri; Salmoniformes; Salmonidae. Gene Ontology annotation, molecular function: SH3 domain binding; SH2 domain binding. Gene Ontology annotation, cellular component: cytosol. Gene Ontology annotation, biological process: positive regulation of epidermal growth factor receptor signaling pathway; positive regulation of interleukin-8 production; inflammatory response.